Molecule: messenger RNA, 2823 nt
Organism: Carlito syrichta (Philippine tarsier)
Lineage: Eukaryota; Metazoa; Chordata; Mammalia; Primates; Tarsiidae
Gene: PTPRH
Product: protein tyrosine phosphatase, receptor type H
Exons: 18
Coding region: 1-2823 (940 amino acids)
Biological process (GO): protein dephosphorylation
Molecular function (GO): protein tyrosine phosphatase activity; protein binding
Source: RefSeq, a predicted model, not a curated record
AUGGCCAGGGCUGGUGGGGGCCUCGGGGCCCGGGGGAGCCUGGUGCUGCUGGGCCUGUGCAGCUGGUUGGGAGCCAGAGCGGAAGCCCCCGGCCCCGUGAGGAACCUGACUGUGGUGACUCAGAACACCAGCUCCAUCACCCUGGCCUGGGAGCGCCCGGACGGCCCGGACAACCUGAACUACAGUUACUGGGUCCAGUGCACCGGAGCUGGCAGAAAUGACACCCAGAACACCACCACAGACACCAGCAUCACGGUAGACAGACUCGAACCCGGCUCCUUGUAUGAGUUCCAGAUAUGGGUGGAAAAGAACGGAGUCAACAGCUCCCGGGAGGCUCGACCUACAGCCACCGCUCCUAACCCCGUGAGGAACCUGACGGUGGUGACUCAGAACACAAGCUCCAUCAUCCUGGCUUGGGAGGCCCCCCAGGACCUGAACACAUCGAAUUACAUCUAUUGGAUCCAGUGCAUUGGAAACUACAAAAAUGAGAACCAGAGCACCAGAGACACCAGUGUCACAGUGGGCGAACUCGAACCUGGAUCCUUGUAUGAGUUUCAGAUAUGGGCGGAAAAGAAUGGAGUCAACAGCUCCCAGGAGGCUCGACAUGUGGCCACCGCCCCCUGCACAGUGAGAAAUCUGUCUUUGGAGCAUCGGACCAAUAACUCCAUCACCCUGAGGUGGAUGGUCCCCGAGGACCCAGACACUGGGGGCUACACCUACUGGGUCGAGCAUGCUGGAAGUGAUGGCAGACCUGAGCCCCAAAACACAACGAACACUAGCGUGACAGCUAAAGGACUUGAAUCCGGGACGUCGUAUGCGUUCUCUGUGUGGGCAGUGAAGCACGGAGUGCCUGGCUCCAGGAAGAACCUCAACAUCGCCACAGUCCCCAACCCAGUGACGGGUCUCCACGUGCGAGACCAGACCAACAGCUCCAUCGCCCUGGGCUGGACAGCCCCCCAGGGCGCGGGUCACCCGCCCUACACCUACUUGGUCUCGUGGGCCAGGGAAGGCAUUGCCAGCCCCGGGACCCUAAGCACCCCGAACACCAGCUUCAUCCUGGAGAAGCUAGAGCCUGGCAGCCUGUACAACCUCACUGUCUGGGCAUCGAGGAAUGAUGUCGUCAGCGAUACCAGCACCCUCAUGGCAACCACCGCUCCCAGUGAGGUCACGGAUCUGCAGAACAAGACGCAGACCAACCACUCAGUCACCCUGCAGUGGAUGGCUCCCGCAGACCCCUACUCCCAGCUCUACAGGUACCGGGUCCAGUGGGCCAGCGGGGGACAUCCUCAGCUGGUCCCCAAGGAGAGAGGUCCUCAAGGAGAGAGGUUCAACCUAUCCGCUGACUGGACCACCGAGACUUGGUACAAGGUGGAGGCUCUCGAACCCGGGACUCUGUACAACUUCAGCGUGUGGGCGGAAAGGAACAAUGUGGCCAGUUCCACACGGAGCCACCAUGCGUCCACAGCCCCAAACGCCGUCACUAUCACCUCCUGCGUCAGCGCCUCGGGGGGCUAUGGGGUCAUCCUGACCUGGUCCUGCCCCUCCGGAGGCUAUGAGGUCUUCGAGCUGGAGGUGGGCGGGCAGCGGGACUCCCCGGACAGGUCGUCCUGUGGGCGUGGCGUGUCCGUAUCAGGUCUCGGGCCGGCUGAGUCCUAUCAGGCCACCAUCAUCACUGUCUGGGACGGAAUGAGGGCCCCAUCUGCCCCUGUGACCUGUCACACGGAGAGUACAGGGGUCAUCGUCGGAGCCAUCAUGGGCGUCCUCCUGCUUCUCCUACUGGUGGGCCUGCUGAUUUUCUUCCUGAAGAAGAGGAACAAGAAGAGACAAGAGAAGGCAGUGCCUAAGGAUAUGGUCUUCAGCUUCCCAGGGGACAUCCUGGCCAAAGACUUUGCGGAGCAUGUCAGGAAGAAUGAGAAGGACAGCAACUGUGGCUUUGCUGAAGAGUACCAGCAACUGGCCCUGGAGAGCCAUGACCAGCCUCAGAUUAUAGCCUCAGCCCUAGAGAACAUGACCAAGAACCGCUACAGAAACGUGCUUCCUUAUGACUGGUCACGCGUGCCCCUGAAGCCCAUCCCCGGGGAGCCAGGCUCCGACUACAUCAAUGCCAGCUUCAUACCUGGUCUCUGGAGCCCCCAGGAGUUCAUCGCGACUCAGGGCCCCCUGCCGCAGACCGUGGGUGACUUCUGGCGCCUGGUGUGGGAACAGCAGAGCUGUACCCUGGUCAUGCUGACCAACUGUGUGGAGUCCGGCCGGGUCAAGUGUGAGCAUUACUGGCCCCUGGACACUCAGCCCUGCACCCACGGGCACCUGCGGGUGACCCUGGUGAGCGAGAAGGUGACGGAGAACUGGACGGUGCGAGACCUUCAGCUCCUCCAGGUGGAGGAACAGAAGACCCUGUCCGUGCGGCAGUUCCACUACCUGGCCUGGCCAGAUCACGGCGCCCCCCACUCCCCGGAACCCUUGCUGGCUUUCUGGAAGGAGCUCCGGCAAUGGCUGGACCAGGUGGUGGAGGGAGGCCCCCCCAUCGUGCACUGCAGUGCUGGCGUGGGCCGCACAGGCACCCUCAUCGCCCUGGAUGUUCUGCUCCGGCAGCUGCAGAGCGAGGGCCUCGUGGGGCCCUUUGACUUCGUGAGGAAGAUGAGAGGGAGCCGGCCACUGAUGGUGCAGACGGAGACCCAGUACGUCUUCCUGCACCAGUGCCUCCUGCGGUUCCUCGAGCAGUCAGCCUCAGCUCUGGUGGAGAAGGAAGCCAUAUACGAGAAUGUGGCAAACCUCAUCUACGAGAACGCAGAUGCCAUCCGCGCCCACAAGCUGGAGGUCUGA